Messenger RNA from Serpula lacrymans var. lacrymans S7.9, 768 nucleotides. RefSeq lists its product as uncharacterized. Bases 1 to 768 code for a protein of 255 amino acids. Gene Ontology annotation, molecular function: hydrolase activity. The transcript is spliced from 6 exons. NCBI's taxonomy places the organism in Eukaryota, Fungi, Basidiomycota, Agaricomycetes, Boletales, Serpulaceae. The record is from RefSeq and is a predicted model, not a curated record.
AUGGACCCAACACGCCCAGAAAGCUUCAAUCACCGCAGCGAACGUCUUUCUACGGGUAGGACGUAUCACUUUGUCGAUCAAAUUCCGACGAAUUAUAUCCCCGGGUCUACGCCCACGUUACUUUGCCUCCAUGGAUUUCCUGACCUAUGGUAUGGCUGGAGAUACCAAAUUGGCCCUUGGACGCGCAAAGGAUACCGGACAGUCGUUCCAGACAUGUUGGGUUACGGUCAAACCGACAUGCCUUUCGACGCAACACAAUACUCUACAAAGAUGCUUUGCAAUGAUUUAGUUGCUUUGCUUGAUCUCUUGGGCGUCUCGAAAGCUAUCGUGGUUGGGCACGACUGGGGGUCAUAUACUGCUGGAAGAUUUGCGCUGUGGCAUCCGGAUAGAUUGUUGGCGCUAGUCAUGAUGUCUGUCCCUUACACCCCACCUUCCCUCAAUUAUAUGCCAGUGGAGGGUGUGGUCAGCCGCUACCAAGACUUUGGUUAUCAAGCAUAUUUUGCAACUCACAGUUCAACGGCAGACAUUGACCCCAAAGUCUCGUAUCUCCUCCAAAUUCUCUAUAGAAAGUCCGAUGGCGUUAUGCCCUGGACAAAGCCAGGUGAGAUGAAGAAUUUGCUGAUAAACGAGCGAGAGGUGACAGACUGUCUUCUCAACCAUAAGGAGCUCGAGUAUUAUGUGUCUCAGUUCAGUAGAGGGGUCCUUGGACCAUUGUCAUACUACCGGACUGCUAAAGUUCGUUACGAAGAAGAGAAAGGUGACAACUAG